Messenger RNA from Vigna umbellata (rice bean), 1019 nucleotides. The record is from RefSeq and is a predicted model, not a curated record. NCBI's taxonomy places the organism in Eukaryota, Viridiplantae, Streptophyta, Magnoliopsida, Fabales, Fabaceae.
GUGGCAACAGUAAGGGCACUAAAAAUGCAUGGUGGAGGGCCAGCUGUUGUUGCUGGAAAACCUCUUGAUCAUGCAUAUUUGACUGAAAAUGUUGCCCUGGUUGAGGCUGGUUGCGUGAAUAUGGCACGACAUAUAUCAAACACAAAAUCUUACGGAGUAAAUGUUGUUGUUGCUAUUAACAAGUUUUCAACUGACACUGAAGCCGAGCUAAAUGCGGUUCGAAGUGCUGCUUUAGCUGCUGGAGCUUAUGAUGCUGUAAUUUGUUCCCAUCACGCACAUGGUGGCAAAGGAGCUGUUGACCUGGGCAUUGCAGUACAAAAAGCUUGUGAGAAUGUGACACAGCCAUUGAAGUUCCUGUAUCCCUUGGAUCUGAGUAUAAAAGAGAAAAUAGAGGCAAUAGCAAAGUCAUAUGGAGCCAGUGGCGUUGAGUACUCUGAGCAGGCUGAGAAGCAGAUUGAGAUGUAUAGCAAGCAAGGAUUUUCUGGUCUUCCAAUCUGCAUGGCUAAGACUCAGUAUUCUUUCUCAGACAAUGCUGCAGCAAAAGGAGCUCCAAGUGGGUUUGUCUUACCCAUAAGGGAUGUAAGAGCUAGUAUAGGUGCUGGCUUUAUUUAUCCUUUAGUUGGAACAAUGAGUACAAUGCCAGGGCUUCCAACGAGGCCAUGCUUCUAUGACAUUGAUAUUGAUACAACAACUGGAAAAGUCACUGGUCUCUCAUAAACCUCAACAACGAGGCCAUGCUUCUAUGGCAUACCAAAAGCUUUCUUCAUCUCAUUUACAUAUCCCUUUGUGAUGUUCAUCAAUGUCAUGUGGCAGUAGCAUUCCUCCUUGAUGUUUUCUUCAUGUUUGUUUGCAUGGUUGGGGGUCUGUAUGAAUGAGAUAAAUAAUUUAAGGAGAGAAUUUUAUAUCUGUUUUCUUGUAUGUUUUUCUGAUAUGCAAUAGAAUUGAUGUAAACUCCUGGUGACUGAUACUUGUUAUGCACACUGAAAUCACGUACAAAUGGAGAAGUUUAAAUUUCAUCA